Triticum aestivum (bread wheat) is the source of this 802-nucleotide messenger RNA. RefSeq names its product AP-4 complex subunit sigma. Lineage: Eukaryota; Viridiplantae; Streptophyta; Magnoliopsida; Poales; Poaceae. Gene Ontology annotation, biological process: protein transport. The coding region runs from base 124 to 555 and encodes 143 amino acids. The transcript has 4 exons. The record is from RefSeq and is a predicted model, not a curated record.
AAAAAGAACCUAAACAGAGGAGGAGGUGACAGAAAGAGGCGGAACCGUAGACGAAGCCUCGGACGGAACGAUACAGCAGAGAAGCCUUGGGCGGGGAGCGAUCGGAAGGGGGAGGGCGGAGAGAUGGGGAUCCGGUUCGUGCUGCUGGUGAACAAGCAGGGGCAGACGCGGCUGGCGCAGUACUACGAGCACCUCUCCCUCGACGAGCGCCGCGCCCUCGAGGGCGAGAUCGUCCGCAAGUGCCUCGCCCGCACCGACCAGCAGUGCUCAUUCGUGGAGCACCGGAACUACAAGGUCGUCUACCGGCGCUACGCCUCCCUCUUCUUCCUCGUCGGCGUCGACAACGAUGAGAAUGAGUUAGCCAUCCUCGAAUUCAUACAUCUUCUGGUGGAAACCAUGGACCGCCACUUUGGCAACGUGUGUGAGCUUGACAUCAUGUUCCAUCUGGAGAAAGUCCACUUCAUGCUCGAAGAGAUGGUGAUGAAUGGCUGCAUCGUGGAGACGAGCAAACAGAACAUAUUGGCGCCCAUCCAGCUUAUGGAGAAAACCUUGUAAAUAGUGUGUGAACUCAAGAGCGCCUAUGUGAUGCUUAGCCUUUUCCUCCCGCCUUUGCCAUAGAUUCGCCCUUUGUGUGGGGAGAAAUGCCAGACAAGUGCUGUAUGCAUGGGUGGCUGUGUUCACCCGACUGGAAAAUGUGAAAUGUCCUGUAAUGUUGAGAAUGAAGACCCCGUCAUUUUACUUGUCAGUUCUUACCUGUAACUACAGUUCUGUAAAAUAAUAGUGCUCGUGCUGCUUGUUCUAA